AUGAGUGAAGGGAAUGUAGAUACCCUGCCGGAUGAGGUACAGGAUCUGCUGGAGUAUCUAAAAGAAGGAAGUACAAAAUUCCAGCAAUAUUUAGAGCAGUUGAAAGAGUACCUAAACAAGGAUCGAAUCAAAAACACAAACAUCUUAGUGGAGUAUAUUCUAAAGAAUAUACAUGUGCGUGAUUUUCAGAAAAAUGCAUGCUACUUCUUAGCAGAUGUAAUAGUAUACAUUCAAAGUGUAAAUAAAAUUCCAAAGAAAGAUGAGCUGGAUUGUGUAGAUGUAGGACUUAUGUUGCAUAAGCAUGAAGAGAAAAAAAAAUGGGUCGAUGAGGAUUAUGACGAGGUAUAUCCUCAGUAUAGAAUAAAAAUUCAGGAUGAUAAAUUAAAAAGAUUUAAUACAAAGGAUUACAGAAAGGAUCUCAUAAGGACAUGCACAAAGAAUGUAAAUUAUAUGGAACUAAUGUAUGUCCUCAGUAGGAAUGUGUCCCCAAGAAAUGGUUACGUUUUGUUCAAUAACAUUUUGCAUAAUUCCGAGAUCAGCUAUCGUUAUAAAUUAUUAUCCUUAGAGUACUUUGCACAUGUAGUAAACAAAAUAGCUCUGGAAAGAGCAAAAUAUAUAGCGCAGAUGCUUCCCUUAGUCUUGGGAAAAUUCUACAGCAUAGAAGGAAAACCAUACUACAACGAUAAUGUCACCAGCAUAGAUGUGUUAAUUUCUAUGUGUAAGUUUUCUAAUGUCCUCUGUGAUGAAUCGAUUAAAACACAGGAAGACGAUAAGCAGGACGUGGCUCUACACUCAAUCAUAGCCUUUAUUAUGAAAAUCAUAAGCUAUCACAAUGCAGAAUUACCAAUAAAUAAAAACAUAGAAAGGAUGGUAAAAUACAUUCAUUACGACCAUUUGGAGUAUCAGAAAUGUGUGGAAAUUUACUCCAAGUUAUCGUCAAAUGUAUAUCAGGAUAGGAGAGAAAAAAUGGUGAAAGAUUGCCUAUCAGGUCUCAUAUGGAGACUAAGUAUAAUUAACUCAAACAUCCCACGUCUUUUAGAACAUGUCAAUAUAUUAAUGCCAAAUGCAAAAGCCUGUGCUCUGGAAAAUUCUACCUUAGAAAUUUCCAUCCUCUGUUACCUCAUAUUUGUAGAAAAAAUAAAUGAAUUGUCCUUCCCGAAAAUUUACUCAGAGUUGUAUCUCUUUAAUUUGAUGAUUCGAAAUAGUUACAAUUUACUUCUAUGCAUUCCAGAAGCAGAUGAGGACGUUAAAAAUAAUUUGUUAAUCAAAGCUUAUCACCUCAUUUGCCUUUCUGCUGUCUUAUCCAACAUUAUUCAAAGGAGAGAUGGAGCAGUGUUUUCUAAUAUUUACAACUUCAGAUGGAGACCCUUGGAAUUUUUAAAAACUGUACAUCGCACCAUUCAUGAUCAUAAGACUUACAAAACGUAUUCCAAGACCAUAUACAAUGCUGUGUGUAUUAUAAUGAGGAAUUUUAAAUGGGAUAUGUUGUACUCACUAUAUUACAAGCUGCUUAAUGAACCCAUACCAGAUAACACCAGAAGUGUAAUUGCCUCAUUCUUAAAGGAUGAAAUGCACAAGCAAAUGGUGCGUGUCGUUAAAAAGGCAGAUGCGAUAAAACAGGAUUUUCAAAAAAAUGAAGAAUUUGAAAAUGAACUAAACCAAGCUAUCCAAGCGCAGAAAAAUAAAUCAUGUACUGCGGUUAUCCCUCCUGGAGAUAAUACAAAAUUAGAAAAAAUAAAACAAGUGGCUGAAGAAAUAAAUAAAUUGGGCACACAAGUCAAAAAUAUUGUCUACGUCCUCAUAAGUGAAGAAUCCGUACUCCUCAACGUUGACGCCAUCACCGUCGUGCUGAAUAUUAUCAAAAUGAUAUUAUUGAAUAAAAAAUUAAAACCCUUUUACAAUUUCAUUAUCAAUUUUGAACAACCCUCUGCUUGUUUUGUGCAAAGCAAAAUUAAACAUUUUUACACCCAAAUUAAGUUGGAGAAAGCUAUACUAGAAAGGGAAAAGAAGGAGGAUGCCAAUUCCGUUUUGUACACCAACAUGAAUGGAUACUCACGUGGUCGCGGACCUGACCAGCAAGGGGUGACAUACCAGGAUACGGAUGUUAGCAUGAAUGAGAUGGAGAUCGUCCUUAUGCUUUUGGGGGACGUGGAAGAGUGCGUUAACAGCAUCAAAGCGUCCUAG
Messenger RNA from Plasmodium fragile, 2184 nucleotides. RefSeq lists its product as uncharacterized. NCBI's taxonomy places the organism in Eukaryota, Apicomplexa, Aconoidasida, Haemosporida, Plasmodiidae. The transcript has a single exon. Bases 1 to 2184 code for a protein of 727 amino acids. The record is from RefSeq and is a predicted model, not a curated record.